UUCAGUUGUGUGGCAAACGCGCGGACUAUAGCAAACCACACGUGUUGCAUUCGCCUUGCGUCGUGUGUGUGUGUCUCGUGCGCAAAACUUAUAUUACGUAUACGCUGUGCUUGCCAUUGCCCUCGAGCGGCAAUUGUGACAACAAUUACGGAACUUUGCUGGGCGCUUUUCUUAUUGCGUGUGUGUGAACCUAAGCAAGAAAUUAUGUGAAUUACAAGUGAAGUGCAAGAAAAUAAGCGAAACAGUAACAGGCAUAAUAAAAAGCGAAAAUAACAACAACAAGAAUAACACAAGUUGAGCAGAAACUUAAAGCUGACGCACAUGUCGGAGAGCAUGUUAAACAGUUUAGACAAUUUUGACAGAAACAGGAACCACAUCAUCAAUGUGAGUGCUGCGCUUCUAGUGCUGUGCUGCUAGCUCCUGGGGGCAAUGAAAUCACGUAAGCCGCCCAAGGUUUGUGGCCUCAACUACUUGACGCUUGUCUACAUUCCAUUGCUAUUGCCCAUAUUAAAAUGCUCAGCGCUGAGCAGCAGCAGCAACAAUGGGAGUGGGAGCAGCAGCAGCAGCGGUGGCAGUCAGAGCGGCAGCGAUUUCGAUUAUCGCAUGGAACGUGUACGCAACGUGCUCAAGGAGGUGCCACUGAUCGAUGGGCACAACGAUCUGCCUUGGAACAUACGCAAGUUUCUGAAGAAUCAGCUCAAAGACUUUCACUUUGGUGGCGAUCUGCGCGAACUGGCGCCCUGGUCCUCCAGCGCCUGGAGCCACACCGAUCUGCGUCGCCUCAAAGAGGGCAUGGUCUCCGCUCAGUUCUGGUCCGCCUACGCGCCCUGCUCCUCUCAGCAUCUGGACGCAGUGCAGCUGACGCUGGAGCAAAUCGAUUUGAUACGUCGCCUCGUCCUGCUCUAUCCACAUCACAUGGCGCUCGUAACCACCGCAGCGGGCAUCGAACAAACGCAUCGCACGGGCAAGAUCGCCAGUCUAAUUGGUGUCGAGGGUGGCCAUGCGAUAGGCACAAGUUUGAGUGUGCUGCGCAUGUUUUACCAGCUGGGCGCCCGAUAUCUAACACUAACACACACCUGCAACACACCUUGGGCGGACUGCUGCAAAGUUGACGAACCUGGGAAAUAUCCACACAUAGGUGGACUUUCAUCCUUUGGCAAGCUGGUGGUUAAGGAAAUGAAUCGCUUGGGCAUGAUUGUGGAUCUGUCGCAUGUGUCAGUGCCAACAAUGCUGGAUGCACUCGCCGCUUCACGCGCUCCGCUCAUCUUCUCACACAGCUCCGCUCAUGCCAUUUGCAAUAGCUCACGCAAUGUGCCCGAUCAUGUGCUGCAGCGCAUUGCCAUAAAUGGCGGCUUGGUUAUGGUUGCAUUUUAUCCGCAUUUUGUCAGCUGCUCGGGACAGGCAACGCUGCAUGAUGUUGUGGCACAUAUAAACCAUAUUAGAGAGGUGGCUGGCAUUGAUCAUGUGGGCAUAGGCGCUGGCUACGAUGGCGUCAAUCUUGUGCCCAAGGGUUUGGAGGAUGUGUCCAAGUAUCCGCAUUUGUUUGCUACGCUGCUGGAGUCGGACAAAUGGUCGGAAAAGGAUAUUGCCAAGCUGGCGGGCAACAAUCUGAUACGCGUUUUUAAGGAAGUCGAAGCGGUGCGUGAUCAAAUGGAAAUGUUGCGUGUGCUACCAAUUGACGAGUCAAUUCCAGCCGAGGACAUUAUGGGCAGAUCCUACUGUCGCUACCAAGGACCAAGAACGUGAUAAUUUCUUUAUUAUAUAAAGUUGCACAACCCACACACACACUCAUACACUAAUAAGCAAGCAGCAGUGUAAAAAUUAUGUCAAGCUUACGUGCUGUAAAGUGAAACUUGUUUUAGGUUAAUUGACAAAGUUUUUUCAUCGCUGCCAGAACAUUUGUUUUCGUCAUACGAGUGCCACAAGUGUGAGUCACUGUGUGUGUGUCUGGGUUUAUGUGUGUGCUUAAUAUACACACAUGUAUAGUUGCAGCAUUAACACACACACACACACUCACAAUCGCUCAGAAUCCACGUGGCAGCUGUUGCCGGGCAACAUUGUGCGCAGCUGGCAGCGCUCAUAAACAAAUACAAAGUGGCAAAGAGCUCACCAUACUUUACACACACACACAGGCACACACACACACAGACAUAGGCACAUGUGCGCACACACAGCGAGUUACCAUAGUUCAGCCAACAUUGUGUAAAUAUCAUUGCCAUGUUUAUUUUUAUCUUUAGCACUUAGUAACGCAGCAGAAAAUUCGCAAAACCUCUAAGCAACAAAAGAAAAGCGAAGAACAUCAAAUAAUAGCGCACAAAAAACAGCAGACAAAAGCGAACAGAACGUAAGCCAAAUUAUAUCAAAAGUAAAAUUAAAAAAUAUAAAAAGCGUAACUAGCAAGAAUAAUGACCACCAACCAACCAAACCAAACCAAGAGAGAAAUUGCUGCUCUGACCGCACAGAGACAGAGUCAACAAAUAGCAUUAUGUAUUUUUUCUAUGAAAAAGUUAUAAUUAUAGCAAUUUAUAUAUAUAUAUAGUAUACUGAUAUGUGCAUCAAAAGUUAUGUGGCUGGCUAAAGUUAGUUAAAUAUACUUUUCAUGUUUUUGCAAUUAACUAAUCAAAUUGUUAAGCGCGCAGUGAUUUUUCAAUUAAAAGCGUUUGUGCAUUGCCUAAGCCCAUUGAUUACUGUUAUUUUAAUUACGUUACGCAAUUAGUUGAUUAAAAUUAAACAUUUAAUUAGCCAAAGGUUUUCAUAUUAAUAAAUUGAUAAUUCGCACACGUUUAGCAACAUUUUGGCAAAACAUUUUCCCAGCAAUGCGCGCGUGUUCAAUUAAGUCGAACAACAUGCAUACUCAAUUAUUAAUCCAAAAAAAAUAAAAACAAAGACAACCCGCCAAAAAAAAAGUAAAAUGAGUUCACAAAUCAAAACAUUUGCAUUAUAUAAAAUUUAAUAGCAAAUGUUAUAAGAGUCUCUAGUAUAUAAAAGCUGAAAAAUAAAUUAACAAACAACUAUAAAUGUUUAUGCCACUACCAUUUAACGAACAAAGCAUAUAAAUAAAUACACACACACACACACGGACACACACAUGCAGUUUAUGUUGCAUGCAUAUUUAUAAUAUUUUGUUAAGUUGCAUUUACUACUAAAAUGAACACAAGCUCUUUUGUUAACGAAAUACCAACACAUAUUAAAUGUUUUGCAUGGGGUGAAACAGAAACAACUAAAAAACGAGUUAGUAUAG
Molecule: messenger RNA, 3241 nt
Organism: Drosophila busckii
Lineage: Eukaryota; Metazoa; Arthropoda; Insecta; Diptera; Drosophilidae
Product: dipeptidase 1
Exons: 8
Coding region: 430-1746 (438 amino acids)
Biological process (GO): proteolysis
Molecular function (GO): metallodipeptidase activity
Source: RefSeq, a predicted model, not a curated record